Molecule: messenger RNA, 2718 nt
Organism: Medioppia subpectinata
Lineage: Eukaryota; Metazoa; Arthropoda; Arachnida; Sarcoptiformes; Oppiidae
Source: the annotation of a GenBank genome assembly
AAAUGUAAUUGUUUUGAAACAUCGGUCGGAUGUGUGAACAAAAAUUUGGAUAGAGUUCCGAUUAUAGCGGCUGAGACCACAUCUCUGGACGUCAGACACAAUCGCAUUCAAAGUUUACGAUCCGGUCCUUUCAGACACCUCUCACUAUUGACCAAACUUUUUCUAAACAACAAUCAAAUCAGUGAAUUGGAAGAUCUGUUAUUUGCAGGACUCGCACGACUCGUUUAUUUGAACUUAAGCAACAAUCAGAUUAAAACAAUUGGCAAAAAUAGUUUCAAGAAUUUGCAUAAUUUAGAGAUUUUAAGCCUAAAUGAUAAUAAGAUUGAAAUAAUUUCUGAAUUGGUUUUGACUGACUUACCAUCUCUUAAGAAAAUGUCAGUUUACUUGCAAUGCAUUUCUUUAAUUAAUAUAGAAAAUAAUAAUCUAAUUUGUAAUUGUAAUCUCUUAUGGUUAAAGAGAUUCAGUACAAGAAUACAUGAAUUUGAGGCCACUUGUCAUUCGCCCCAAAAAUUGAAAAACAAAAAGUUUUUUCAAAUAUCUUUGGAUGAGUUUGAAUGCAAUUCAACGCAGAUAUCAACUGAUUUGAAACCAAUGAGAAAUGAUUUGAUUUUGAAUGAGAGGCAAAAUUUGGUAGAAUUAUCACAAAAUUUAAACGAUAGAGAAUUAGUAAAAACGAAAAUAUUAAAGCCAUUUGGAAGUGAUUUAUCACUUCAUUGUUCUGAUUAUGAAAAUAUUUUUUGGAUAAAAAACGAGUCGAAAAUUCAAUUUCCUAACCAAUCAAAUCGUCUCAAUAUUGGAAAUAAUGGUUCACUUCUUAUCAAUAAACUAUUGCCAACCGAUUCUGGGAUUUAUAAAUGUGUCAAUGAAUUCAAUAAAAUUUACAAAAUAUAUUCUAUUGAUGUUUUGGUUACUUCAAAUCAAAUAAAUACAAUAUACACUUUACUGUACAGUUAUACUGUACCCCCAGUUUUCGUUGAGACACCAGAAUCGGUGAUUGAAACCCAAACCGGAGAUACAAUCAAAUUAAAAUGUUUUGCCACCGGUUUUCCCGAACCCUCAAUAAUAUGGACGCGAAGACACAAAACAAACUUUAAAGUCAAUAACAAUGAAUUGAAAAUUAAAGAUAUUAAACCCACUGAUGAAGACAUAUACGAAUGUAUGGCUAAUAAUAGUUUAGGCGUUGCCGUCAAAGAAGUGAAUGUGAAGGUAAGGGGUGGAAGCAAUCAACUAAUUGACACUCACUUGGAAUCACAUGACAUUCUGGAAGCAUUUCAAGAAGCAAAAGAAAUAGUGGAUCAGGCAAUCAAUCAAACAUUGCAUACAAUUAGGGAUAAAAAAUAUCGAUUAGAAAACCCGUCAAAACUCAGAUCAAUCGCUAGAUUUCCUCUUUCGCCAGAAUCUAUAGAAUUUGCAAAAUCUAUAGAAAUGUAUGAAAAAACACUUGAAAUCAUAAGACGGAAAGCGGAAGAGAAGACAAAACUGCCAACAAUUCAAUUUAAAUAUGCAGAUCUUUUAUCGCCAAAUCAGUUGAAUAUUUUGGCCCAUUUGUCGGGAUGUCUUGUCGGACAUCGUUUUCAUAAUUCUUACCAAACAAAUAGGUGUAGAGAAGAGUGCACUCAUCAAACUUAUCGCAGUUAUGAUGGCGUUUGCAAUAAUCUUGAGAACCAGUUAUGGGGCGCUUCUCUGACACCUUUCCGGCGACUCAUUGAUCCGCAAUACGAAGACGGCAUUCAUUUGCCGAUCGGUUGGUUCGCCGAUAAAAAAUACAAUGGAUUCGCGAAACCAAAUGCUAGAAAAGUUAGCCAACAAUUGUUGAGCGCAAAAAAAGUUAGUGAAGACGUGAAGCACUCGCAUAUGUUGAUGCAAUUCGGACAGUUCCUCGAUCACGACAUCGACUUCGCUAUGCCUUCCGUUAGUUUUAAUGCAUUCAACAGAGAAUUACUGGAUUGCAGUAAAACAUGUUCACCAAUUCAUCCCUGUUUUUCAAUACAAAUACCAAUUGACGACAUUAGGAGAAAUGUAACCAAAAAAAGACAUACAUUUAAUCAAAACUGUAUAGAAUUGAUUCGAUCGAGCGCUUCGUGUGGAAGUGGACUGACAUCGGUAGCGAUGGGCACUUUGAUGCCUCGGGAACAGGUGAACCAAUUGACUUCAUUCAUUGAUGGCUCUAAUGUUUAUGGCAGUACAUCGAGUCUCGCCAAUGAGUUGAGGGACAAAAUUGGAAGAGAUGUCGGACUAAUGCGCUCAAAGAUAAUCAAUGGAAAGCAAUAUUUGCCUCAAAACGAGGCUCGACUGCCCAAUGACUGCCAACAGGACCCCAAACGGUCAGACUUUGAUUGCUUUUUAGCCGGAGAUUUCAGAGCUAACGAACAGUUGGGUCUCUUAACUAUGCACACACUUUGGCUCAGAGAACACAAUCGCAUCGCUAAACAGUUGUCUGCAUUAAAUAGUGUUUGGAGUGGAGAACAAGUUUAUCAGGAAAGCAGAAAAAUUGUUGGAUCACAGCUGCAGGUCUCACUUCUCAUCACAAUUUACAUUAUAUUUAACUACAAUUAUUUCAUUACUUUCUACCAUUGGUUGCCUCACAUCUUGGGCCCAAACGGAAUGUCAAAACUGGGCGAAUAUAAAGGAUAUGAUAAUAAAGUGAAUCCAUCGGUGGCUAAUGUGUUCGCAACGGCAGCGCUAAGAUUUGGUCACACUUUGAUUAAUCCUUUCUUA